UGAUCGGUUUUCUGAAUUUCGGUUUUGAAUUUUUGUUGUUUUGUUGUUUUGUUUUUGUUUAAUUAUUUGUUUUAGUUUUAUUUUAACAAUUGGAUUAAUUAUUUAUCUUUAUUUUUACUUGCGUUAUCUUUAGGUGUUCAUCUUGAUUGAAUUGGUUCUGAAUGGCGUUUGGUUAAAACAUUCUCGUGACGAUGGAUGUUAAUUCCUUACCUCCAGUUAGUGAAGGAUUUUGUUUCUCUGGUGAUGAAUUUCUUGAGGAUAAUUUUACGGUAGAUGAUUUUAUUAAAAAUCAUCGGAAUGAUAUCUCACUAGAACAAUUAAGACAAGAUCUUAAUAGUUAUCUAAAAGCUUGUCGAGUUGCCCUUAUUGAUACCAUCAAUGAAGAUUAUAGUGAUUUUAUCAACCUUAUGGAUGAUUUGGUUGGUCUUGGCACUAAUAUUACUAAGCUAAUUGAACCGUUGGAAAGUAUGCAAAAUGAUAUUAAAUUGGUUGAAUCAAAUUUUAGUUCUGCUCUUGGUGAGAUUACCGAGAGGAUGAAACAAUUGCAGUUUACACGAGUUAAGAGAAAAAAAAUUGAAUCCAUGUUAAAUGUUCACCGAAAUAUGCAAAAGGUUGAAAAUCUCUGUGAUACCAUUGAAAAUGGUGAAACCAAUGCAACAGAUAUCAACCUGAUUGAAAGGAUUGCCAUUCAAAUGGAGGAAAUAAUUGUCAACUUAGAAUUCAACAAUUCUGGACCAACAGUGAUCUUUUCAUCUGGAGACUUAGAGUCAAGAUCUAAAUUGUUAUCAGAAAGAGUUCGACGAAUUUUGGAAAAAGCAUUCACCCGAGCAAUAUCUUGUUCGGAAGGAGAUACAAUUGAACGUCUUUACACAAUAUUCCUUCUCAACGGACAAUUAAAUGUUCUAGAGAAAAUUUUAAUCACCAAGAUUAGACCUUAUCUAAUUUCUGUUAUAUCAGAGUCAAGAUUGGAAGCCUUGGGAACAGAAAAAUUUUUCAACGAUAUCAAAAAUGUUCUCACCAGUCAAUUGAAUGUAUUUUUUUAUCUUGAAACUGAAUGUGCUGCCUGGUUUAUCAAUCGUAUCUGGAAUGAGGUGGUUACAUCUUUAACACUUCAAAGUCCAUCACUAUUUGCCUCCGGUAAUCCUGAUCAAUUUCAUUCCAAUUACACAGCAACCGUUAAAUUUUUAGACUCUCUAAAAACCGAUGUCGACAGUGGAGACAAAAUCUCAUCAAAUUGUCAACUCAAUCUAUUAACCAGGAAAUUCAACAUUCAAAUUUAUUUCCGUAUUAGAUUUCAAGAGAUUGCCUCAAGAUUUGAAUAUUCACUGAAACAAUCGUACACUUAUCAACCCCAAGAGGAACCAAAGUUUAUCAUUCCUCCAUUAAUUGAAUUACUCCGGUCAAUCAACGAAUGCUGGUCAACCAAGGAUGUUUAUCUGCCACCAUUGUUUAUACCCUUUUGGAAAUUAACUUUACAAUUGAUUGCUCGAUGUACCGUUUGGUUAAGGACAAUACAAUUAUCGGAUAUGGUUAUUGGAAAUGUCACCUCGCCAAUUGAAUCAUCUCGAUUGAAAACCUCAUUGGUUUCAACCAUUUUCUCCCAAUCAGAGAAAACGGUAACAGAGAUUGAAAAUAUUUACCCGAAAAUAGUGUUACCCUUAAAACCGAGUAACUUUGAUGAGAAACUAUUGAAAGAAUCCUUAGAUUAUGGAUUAAUUGAACUCGCUCGAACAGGUCUACCCAAUAUAGUUAAAUUAACCAAGGAAUGUCUAGUGAAUAAAAAUCUAACCUAAUUUAUUGUUUUGAUAUUGCGAAAA
Messenger RNA from Panonychus citri (citrus red mite), 1817 nucleotides. It is a transcript of the gene Cog2, whose product is annotated as conserved oligomeric Golgi complex subunit 2-like. The transcript has a single exon. Gene Ontology annotation, biological process: intra-Golgi vesicle-mediated transport; protein transport; Golgi organization. NCBI's taxonomy places the organism in Eukaryota, Metazoa, Arthropoda, Arachnida, Trombidiformes, Tetranychidae. Gene Ontology annotation, cellular component: membrane; COG complex. Bases 192 to 1793 code for a protein of 533 amino acids. The record is from RefSeq and is a predicted model, not a curated record.